AUGACCUGGUUAGACUUCCUAGUCAGGUUGCGGGCCCGUUUCAAAUCCCGCAUCGCCGCCUACUGGGCCGACUACGAUGUCAACUGUACGGAUGUCUUUUUCGGCGUGGACUACUUGAUGGUCGCUGGUGGAUUGCACCUUAACUCGAGGAGUCCCAAACACCGCCGCUGGUGGAACCUGUACCGCGUUAUGAUUGUGCUGACCUUGCCCCUGCUGGGCUGGAAGUUGGCCCUCAACGUGUCCGCGGGGAAAAAGCUGGACGUGAUUCUGCAAAGUGUCCAGAUUGUGCUGGGCACGGCCGUGGCCUUGGUGAGGGCGGUUUUAAUGGUGCGAAAUUAUGACCGGAUUAUGGCCGUUCGACGUUACGGCAACAGGCGGAACUUUGGACGGAACUUGGAAUCGACUUUGGGGAUGCGUGCCGCUGGAUUCUACAACAUUCGACGGGCUGUGACCUCGUUUUCGUUGUUCCAGCUGUGUGCCAUCUGUCCGCUAUUGAUGAUGGAUUUGACCCGGAACGACUCCUUUGGCUUGCCGUUUGAUCUGCGCGAGUUCAGCGGAGUUCUGCACACUUUGGUGGAGAAGUUCUACUGCUUGAUGCUGACGGGACUAACGUGUAACGGUGUGGUGAACAACGCUACGGUGUACAUGAUUCUGAAGGGACUGCUUACCGAGUUGACCGUUGUGGCGGAGUGCUUCGAGGGAGUCAUGGAGCGAGCUGUUAGGUGCGCUCAAGCCGAGUUGGAAUUAGCUGCUGGACCAAGCAAGACUCGACGCCAUUCCAGGCGGCGUUACUUCUGGAACUAUCUGAACGAAGAGUUCCGAGAGUGUGUCCGGCUACACCAACAAUUCCUGGACACGCUCAAGGUCGCUAAACCGCUGCUCAACGUAACGCUAUUAAUCGCAUACUAUUCGACCACGCUGAACAUUGCCUUCGGAACGGUCUACCUGCUGUCAACGGAACCAUCCCAGAUGGGCGUCUACUCGUGCCAGGUCUUCUACUACGUCGGAAUGCUAAAGACAGAGUGUUGGAUUCUGGCGCAUCUCGUGACCAAGAUGACCGAUUUGAACGAAUCCAUCGGCGACAACGUGUACGCCCUGAACUGGCCGGAGCAGCUGGAGUACGAGCCGGACUUUGCACAUCGCUAUCGCGCUACGCUGGACACGAUGACCACGGUGAUGGUCCGAGCCCGGCACCCGUUGCGGCUGAACUGUUUUGGCUUUUUCGAGUUCACCCUGGAGCGGUUCGCCGAGCUGGUCAACCUGGCGUACUCGCUGGUGACGUUUUUCAGGAACUUUGUUUGA
This is a messenger RNA of Culex pipiens pallens (northern house mosquito), 1302 nucleotides long. RefSeq lists its product as uncharacterized. NCBI's taxonomy places the organism in Eukaryota, Metazoa, Arthropoda, Insecta, Diptera, Culicidae. The record is from RefSeq and is a predicted model, not a curated record. Gene Ontology annotation, biological process: detection of chemical stimulus involved in sensory perception of smell; sensory perception of smell. Gene Ontology annotation, cellular component: plasma membrane. Gene Ontology annotation, molecular function: odorant binding; olfactory receptor activity. Bases 1 to 1302 code for a protein of 433 amino acids. The transcript is spliced from 2 exons.